UCAUUCACAUUCACAUCACUUUCCGCGAGUGCUUCCGUCAAACAGCUGUUGUUAAGUUGUUGGAUUGUUUGGUUGUUGUAAAGGCACGAAUAUUCAUGAACUACUAUUGUUAAAGCUGAGAUAAUUAUUUCGAAACAUCACUAUCGAUUGCGUGGUGUAGAUAAAUCAGUUUUUGUUCUUUGUGCGUCGAUACAAGAUACCUUAUCGCGUAAUUAUUUUAAUCACUUUUUUAUAAACAACUUGUUACCACUGCAACUUUGAACUUGGUACUCUAUUGUGUUUGUGUUUGAAUAAAUUAGCAAAAUGACGCUGGGUAUUACAAAUUUGAAACCCAAAUCAACUAGUGUCGCUGAGGCGGUCCAAAAGGCACGAGACACAUACAACAGAGGCGUCACUCGCCCCUUAAAAUGGCGUCUUCAACAGCUGAAGAACCUCCUUCGUAUGUAUGAGGAGAACCGCAACGCGAUGAUAGAGGCCCUCCACAAGGAUCUAAGGAGGAGCAAGAUGGAAGCUGUCCUGCUAGAAGUGGAUUACCUCAUCAAUGAUCUGAAGAAUACCAUUCACAAUUUGGAGAAAUGGGCUAAGCCUGAGAAGCCAGAAAAAGGCUUCGUGAAUAUGCUGGACGAGGUGGUGAUCUACAACGAUCCCUACGGCGUGGUCCUGGUCAUCGGCGCUUGGAACUACCCCCUGCAGUUGCUGCUGCUGCCCAUGUCUGGUGCCAUCUCGGCUGGCAACGCCGUUAUUGUGAAGCCCAGUGAACUGGCAUCGGCCUGCGCUGCGUUCGUGGCUGAGACGCUGCCUAAGUAUCUGGAUAGUGAUGCCGUAAUCGUGGUAGAAGGUGGUCCGCAAGAAACCACGGAGCUCCUUCAGCAGAAGUUCGACUACAUCUUCUUCACGGGAGGCACCAGCAUUGGCAAGAUCAUUUACGAGGCUGCCGUCAAGAACCUUACGCCGGUCACUCUUGAACUUGGAGGAAAGAGCCCCACCUAUAUCGACAACACAGUAGACAUGAUGGUGACAGCCAAACGCAUCCUCUGGGGCAAGUUCAUCAACAGCGGCCAGACGUGCAUCGCUCCCGACUACGUUCUGUGCACCAAGGAGGUGCAGGACAAGUUCAUAGCGGCCGCCAAGAAGGUCCUCAACGAGUGGUAUGGAACCGACCCUCAGAAGUCACCGGAUCUCGCCAGGAUUAUUAAUAGCAGGCAUUUUAGCCGCCUCCAAGCCCUAGUCGACGCGAGCAAAGACAAAAUCGCAAUCGGAGGUUCGUACGACGCGAACGACAAAUUCAUUGAGCCCACAAUUCUGACAAACGUCGUGGCUUCAGACAAAAUCAUGCAGGAUGAAAUCUUUGGACCCAUCCUCCCUAUUGUUCCCAUUGAAAACGCUUUCGAAGCAAUCCAAUUUAUCAAUGAGCGAGAGAAGCCGCUAGUGCUGUACGUGUUCAGCAAGAGCAAGCAGGUUCUGUCCAGUAUAGUGGACAACACUAGUAGCGGAGGGAUGUGCGUUAACGAUACCAUGAUGCACAUGGGAGUUGAGACGCUGCCGUUCGGCGGUGUGGGCGCCAGUGGCAUCGGUGCCUACCACGGCAAGAAAACUUUCGACACGUUCACACACAAGAAGAGCUGUCUCAUCAAGAACUUCUCGCCUAUUGGGGAGAAGCUUGCUUCUGGUCGCUACCCGCCCUACACCGACGGCAACUUGAACUUCAUCACCACACUCAUGCGCAAGCGCUUCGGCCCCUCCCUCAAGUUCGUGCCGUACUUACUGGCGUUCGCGCUCGGCGCCGGCCUGUCUUACGGCAUCUUCGCCUGGCAAAAGAUGAACUCCGAAGAGUAGAGAGCUGACUGAAGCGGCAUCAAAGAGGAUUGCUGCAAACCUAUUGUGAUAAUGUUCUAGAGUUAAAUACUGCAAAACUGGUUAUAGAGAAUAAUCCUAACAAUACUGUAAUUUGUUUUCGUUUUCUCAAUAUUAUGUAUCGAUAUUGUUAUACGUAAUUUUGGUUAGACAUAUUGAGUGAGACUCUAAUUUAUACAUUUUAUCUAUAACAUUGUUCCUUCAGUUGAUAUCCACAAAGUCUAUGUUAUAAAGAAAUAUUCAAGCACUUUAAAAUAUUGGGCCUUAUAGGAAAACUAUGUGCCUUCUCUGUAGAAAUAGGUGAUAGCGCACUUAGGUGAUCUAAUCACAAAGCAAUAUUAGUCUUAAUUUAUUACCUUACUCUACAUACAUAAUAUAUUUUGCCAUGACGUUUACAUAUUCUCGUGCAAUUAUUGUCUUAAUUUAUAUAUGAAGGAUAUAAGCAUUUAUUUUUAUACACUUUUUGUAAGCCAAGUUUUUUCCGCUUGGCAAGCAAUUUAGGGAAUGUUAGCAUGCAGUGUAAGAUUCAAAUCACUUGCCAAACACGCUUGGCUCCUUUUUUACUGCAUUCCGUUGGCUUGAUAAGUAUAUUUCGAAUAAGUAUUUAUUGCAUUUAUUAAUCACUGAGGAAUCUAUGUUUAUUUAGGCUGGCAAGCCUUCUUGUUUUAUAAUGUCAGUAAAAUAUGAAGAAGAUACUUAUUUUAUUAAAAUAUGGUCAAUAAUUAUAAAACAAUAUGAAUUUACACAUUUUUUAGCUCUAGUGGAAGCUUAUUAAAAUUAUAUGUAAUUUGUAAUUGUGACUGUAAUUGGUAUACCUAGUAGUUGUUAUAAGUUAUAAAGUUUACGUUAUUCUCGUCCUAAGCAUUAAAAAUGUAAGGUUGUUGGAUUCUACGUGUAUUUGUAAUGUAAAUAAAAGGGAACAAUGGAUCAGAGACAAA
Messenger RNA from Helicoverpa armigera (cotton bollworm), 2792 nucleotides. It is a transcript of the gene Aldh-III, whose product is annotated as aldehyde dehydrogenase, dimeric NADP-preferring. The record is from RefSeq and is a predicted model, not a curated record. Gene Ontology annotation, biological process: aldehyde metabolic process. Gene Ontology annotation, cellular component: cytoplasm. Bases 304 to 1836 code for a protein of 510 amino acids. The transcript is spliced from 11 exons. Gene Ontology annotation, molecular function: aldehyde dehydrogenase (NAD+) activity. NCBI's taxonomy places the organism in Eukaryota, Metazoa, Arthropoda, Insecta, Lepidoptera, Noctuidae.